Molecule: messenger RNA, 6610 nt
Organism: Dunckerocampus dactyliophorus (ringed pipefish)
Lineage: Eukaryota; Metazoa; Chordata; Actinopteri; Syngnathiformes; Syngnathidae
Gene: setmar
Product: SET domain and mariner transposase fusion gene
Exons: 2
Coding region: 34-930 (298 amino acids)
Cellular component (GO): nucleus
Molecular function (GO): zinc ion binding; protein binding; histone H3K9 methyltransferase activity
Source: RefSeq, a predicted model, not a curated record
AAGAAGCUUGGGACGACAGUGGAAAGUUCAGUAAUGGAUGAGCGGAGCAGUUACGUUGUGGACUUGAGCAACGGCCUGGAAGAUGUUUCUAUUUCAUUUUUGCCACAUUCGGCCAAACAGACCCUUCCCGAGUUCAAGUACGCUCCAGCCAACGUUCAAGGACCAGGAUGCAGUGUUGACCCGAGUGAAGUUACACUUCCUGGAUGCUCCUGCCUUUUCCACUCGUGCGUCAGCGAGAGCUGCUCCUGCCUGCAGGCCCACGGCCAAGCCUACUCCAGCAAUGGCACGUUGGUGAGCUUUCACGUUGCAGAUGCCGGCCGCUGUGCGCCGGUGUUUGAGUGUAACGCCCUUUGUUCCUGCGGUGACACUUGCGCUAACCGCGUGGUGCAGAGAGGGUUGAGACUGACUUUGCAGGUGUGUGGCACCGGCAGGAGGGGUUGGGGAGUGCGGACACUUCAGCGGAUUCCGCGCGGGAUGUUCGUGUGCGAGUACGCAGGGGAGGUCAUCGGUUUGGAGGAGGCCAGACGCAGGCAACUCGCACAGAGACACGAGGAAAAUAAUUACAUCAUCGCCGUACGGGAGCAUGCGGGCACAGGCUCCGUCACGGAGACGUUUGUGGACCCGACCGCUGUGGGAAACGUCGGUCGCUUUCUGAACCACUCCUGCAUGCCCAACCUGUUCAUGGUGCCGGUCCGUGUGCACUCUGUGGUACCCAGGCUUGCGCUGUUUGCUGGCCGGGACAUCGAUGCCCAAGAGGAGCUGACGUUUGACUACUCGGGAGGCUACAGAAACCAAGCACCCGGACAGAUGCUUGAUGCACAGACCGAUGCUGCCGUUCAGGCCGGUGGGGCGGUCCAAAGGAAAGUAUGUCACUGCGGUGCCGACAACUGUGAAAAGUUCCUGCCUUUGGAUGUCUCUAUUUUAAACUAACCUACAUUCAGUGUUCCAGACCAAACUGAUGAAAUGUCGGGGUUUCACAUGUAUGGUGUUUCAUUGAGCCACGUUCAACAUGACACGGCACCAUGAACGCAACAUCAUUACCUCCUGUUUAGGGAGACGUGAAGAAUUCAGCGAACUCCUUGACAUUCCCGUCUGUACCCUCUUUUACAGCGUUCGAGAAUGGCUCGUUCUGCGGGGAGCCUGUCAUGCUGUCCUCACACUUAAUGUCCUGUUUCUCCCAGCGCACACGUUCGUUAGCAGCAGGAGGAUCCUGAGCACAGGCUCAUCAUCAUCUCAACCGAGCUGAUAUUUGUAGUCUUGAUGACAGUAAAAGCCUUGUGCAAGAGAGCAAUUUGAUAUUCCAUGAAGCAAAACCAGAGUAUGCAAUGCCACAUGACUCCAUACACUCACUUCCGUCAUCAGUGUUCUCAGCUCCUCGUCGCCCUUGGACCUCAAGAGAGGUACGGCCAAUUAAAACAGGCCUCGGGGUAUUUUGAUUUAGAAACCAGUUUUAUUCCCCAGUCAGAGGAGGAGGAGUGCGGGUGUCCCACUUUAGCGUGACCGUUUCUGAAAACAGGCCCUCCUCUCAAUGUGGCCCACUUCUCGUGUAGACCCGCUUUCAUGUUAUUAAUAUCAACAUCUGGGUUAAUUAGAAUGGAGACUGUCUUGAAUCCAGACAUGGGAACAUUGCUUCAGCCACACCGGGGCUGGGAGAGAUGGGAGCAUUGGGGUGGAGAAUAGUGAGCAGGCUUCACAGAUACUGUAAAAUACAUUUUGAUGUGAAAGUUCAAUAAGAAGGUUGCUUUCAACAAACUAGAAAUGCAAACCUCCGCCAAGCGCCAUAGUUCCCCCCAUAUGGUGCUUUAGACCAUAAACAUUAGUCCUACACCAUGAAAACAUACAUACCACGGAAGGCUAUGACUUUGAAUGCUAACAUAUUAACAUUAGUAUGCUAACACCUAGCAUGAUAGCGCUACAUGUAUAGUGCUUACCUUUGAAAAUGCUAAACAUGUUGGUAUAAUUAUGUUAGCAUGCUAACACCUAGCAUGAUAGGGCUAUGUGUCUACUUAAAUUCAUAUUCAUAAAAUUUGUAAAAAAAAAAAAAAAAAAAAAUGUUAGUAUGCUAACAUGCUAAUGUUAGCAUGGUGACACCUAAAGCCUUUUCUACGGAUUUAAAUAUAUAUAAAAGUAGAAACAAAUUUUAAAUUAAAAAAUGUAAAAAUAGUGGACCGAGGGCUAUUUGUGGAAUUUAAAUAUAUAUGCAAUAUAUUUAAACAAAUAUAUGUAUUUAAACUAACUAGCGUGCGAAAAACGAGCACUGCUGAUGGAUAGCCUAUAAAGUCAAAAACUGUAACCAGAAACCAAUUAUUUGCAAUGACGACGAUCCUGAACAAAAACUGCGUGCCAUUUGAGGAAAAAAUAGGGCAGAGGAAGACCAAAUAUUUUAAGAACUACUUAGAAAUAAACACGUCAUUCAGCAAGAGAGAUCAUAACUUACAGCAGAAAGCUUUUGAAAUGCAUGUUGUGUUUAUGUGAUUCUGUCAUUCCCUCUGCCCUUUCAUAUCUGGUAUGAGAAAAGAAAUACAUGACUCAUAGUAUUUUGUGUCUCUGGAAUCCCCAUGGUAACGGAGUGUGUGUACAGGUGGUGAUCGGUCAGGGCUGGUUGUGUGUGACGUGGACAAAGGCUGUUCUCAACUACGCAUUGUUCACAGGAGCCAGGGCUCCCAGCAAAUAGCUCUUUUCCGGGGCGUCACCUAGCAACCAGGCGUUAAUCACAUGAGGUGAACAGCACGUGAUGGUAAGAAUGGUGCACCAUGCAUGAGACAAUCACGUCCCACGGUGCUUUUGUGAUCGACAGCUCAGGUUCAUGUGAUCCCAGGGAGAAUAAUGUGUGGAUGAGUACAGCACAUUGUUGCUAUCAGUGACGUAUGCUCGUUAACCUCAAAGCGACUAUGAAAACGACCUGAGAGAAUUACUUUUCGUUUGAAAGUGUAGCCACUUGACAUUGUCUUGCCGGAUACAAGAACUGUGUCAUGCAUAUUUUACCUUACAACUUAGUUUUGGUCUCCGUUACCUUCACUGCUUGGGUUCAGGUCAAAAUGACGAGGUACACCGUGGACUGGACUGAGUACGAGACAUUCACAGGAUUGACAAUGGGGACAAACAAUCUACGUCUGCUCUGGCAGGACAGCCUGACAUCUGUGGCGGAGCAAAGGACACUGAGGAGACAUCAUGGACAUCAUCUCCCAACAGCAGCGCGGUUUCACUAGCAGAUUACUAUCACUGUCCUGUUCCACCGAGAGACUGAGUGGAUCAUUCCUCCCCCACGCCAUGCGACUUUUCAAAAGAACAGGGGGGGGAAUCGGAAGUGAUGUGUUCCGUAUUUAUUUCUUCUUCUUAUAUUUUCUCAUCUCUCCUAUCUUGCCUUGUUUGUUUUGUUGUUACGUGAUUACGUUUAUUAUGAGACUUUUGCGGAUCUGCCGGAAAUGUGAAUUUUAUCUAUCCGUCUAGCAAAAGUCUUCAACUAACUGUGGGGACCCACACGACACAGGCUGAGAAACCUUAAUUAUCACAGGACCUGUUCCGGCAACAGAGUCUAAGUGUGGCUUUGCGUCAGUGUUUGAGGAAGGGGGCGUGUUCAGCGCCUGUCAGUGUUCUGAUCGGUUGCCCCCAUCGCAGAUGUUGAGUUAAAUUUGGCCUGUGACACCUGCAGCGGACGCAGCAGGAAGUUCCGGGGCUGAAGUUCCCCCCCACCAAUGAUCAGACCCAUUCAUGCAGUACAUUCCUUUACUUCAGUGCUCAGCACUCCACAGUGUAAAUAUGGUAAAUUACACAUUAAUAUAUUCAAAAACCUUGCAACAUUUUAGUAGCAAACUAGCAAUUGAGUGCGAUGACCCGGCCUUUAUUAAAGUGAUUAAAAUUAAUUUAUAAAGCCAAAACUGACUUGGAGCCAUCGUAGUAGUGAAGAGCUGAGGAUGCCUAUGCAGUACAUCUUGCAGGACCAAACCUUCAUCCUUUCAGUCACACGUUGCAUUCUGAAACACACACCCACCCCAGCUGUGAAGCAGUCAAGUCAAGUAGAAUUGCCACAUCGAAGGUAAGCCACACAUCAGACGAGCAUGUGAAGGCCAAACCUGGAGAAACACCGUCCUCAGUGUCCAACUGUCCACAACAAUGGUCACUAACCUUUUAGAGGCCAAGAGCUAAAAUAACAUAAAAAAAAAUUAAGGCUCGUCUCAGUUUUGCCAGAAAAAACAUCUCGAUGGUCCCCAAGACCUUUGGGAAAAUACUCUGUUGUUGAAAAGUUUUUGGAAGGACACAACUGAACACAAAUUGCAGUUUUAAAGGAAACUUUUUAUUGUUAAGUGAGAAAAAAAUCCAAGCCUACAUGGCCCUGUGUGAAAAACUUGAUUGACCCCCCCCCCCCCGUUAAAACAUACUUAACUGAGAUGACUUGACAUCUAUCAGUGUGGAAAAGGCUAUAAAGCCAUUUUUAAAGUUUUAGGACUCCAGCAAACUACAGUGAGAACCGUUGUCCACAAAUAGCCGAAACAUGGAACAGUAAUGAACCUUCCCAGGAGUGGCCGGCCAACCAAAAUGACCACAAGAGCACACGACAACAUUACAACAACUGCAGGCCUCACUUGCCUCAGGUGUGAGUCCCAUUACAUCUGGCGUAAAAGUAAGGCCGCUUUUCAGAAAAAGAACAUCAUACCAGCAGUAAAAUAUGGUGGUGGUAGUGUGAUGGUCUGGGGCUGUUUUGCUGCUUCAGGACCUGGAAGACUUGCUGCAAUAAAUGGAAGCAUGAAUUCUGCUGAAGGAGAAUGUCUGAAAGCAACUUGGGUUGUGCAGCAGGACAAUGAUCCAAAACACACCAGCAAGUCCACCUCUGAAUGGAUGAAGACUUUGGAGUGGUCUAGUCCAAGUCCUGACCUGAAUCCUAUUGAGAUGCUGUGGCAUGACCUUGAAAAGGAAAAGCCUCCAAUGUGGCUGAAUGACAACAAUUCUGCUAAAAUUCCUCCCCAGCGCUGGAAGAGACUCAUUGCAAGUUAUCACAAACGCUUGAUUGCAGUUGUUGCUGCUAAGGGGGGCCAACCACUUAUUAGCUUUAGGGGGACAUCACCUUUUCACACAGGGACAUGUAGCUUUUUUAAUAAUAAAAAGCUUCAUUUAAAAAGUGCAUUUUGUGUUUAGUUGUGUUGUCAUUAACUAAUAUUUACAUUUGUUUGAUGAUUGAAGCUCUUAAGUGUGACAAACGUGAAAAAAAGAGAAAUCACACAAACUGUAUAUCUUCAUUUUUUUCAAGGUUUUUACAGUCAAAUCAAAAGUGAUACAAAUUUAAAGCUUUCUCUUUAAGUACAAAGCUUUGUGUUAUUAUUGGUUGUUGCAUCAACAUUUCAGCUUUCUCUCAUUGUGCCUUUUGCUCUAUUUUUACCGUUUUUGGUGUUUCUGAAAUGUUAUUCUGUUUCUGCAGUCAUGCAAUGACAAAUGAGCCACGGCCGCACUUUGGGCUCCUGGCUGUGUUGCCCGGACAGCGCCGAGGGGUACGGGCGUGUUCCCGCUUUCAGGGAGGGGAAGGCACUGAUUUGUUUUCGACUGGUAUCUCGCGACCAACGGGUUGGUGACCCCUGGUAUACAAACUACGGUUGGGUGACUGCAAAUUUUGGUAUCAAUCCCAUACUGAUGAAAUGCAGUUUCGCUAGUGCUGAUACCAACACUGAUACCAAUGGUUUUUACUUGACAUUUUUCAAGAUCAUUGGAGGAUUUUGUGAUUUGAAUGAAUUUUGUUGUUCAUGAUUAUACUUUAGAUUAUAAAUAGAUUUUAAGCAAACCCCAAACAUCUUUUUAUCAGCAAAGGUAUUUGUGAACCAUUUAACCAUAUAUUAACACAACAUUAUACGACUCUACUGUGUAAUAAUAUCAACAGAAUAACACAUUUAUUACGUAGAAUUCUUUGACCAAAAUAAGGUCAAUACUGUACUGCAAAAUGACUAAACACAAGCAAAAACUAGUAUUGACUUUCACUGAUAUUCUUUUACAAUUUAAAUGUGUAAAUAUAACAAAAUCAACAGUGCAAUUUGUGAAAAUAGCCAUAGAUGAGAACUCUCAUCACACUAGUACUGAUACAAUACUCAUACUGCUACGAUCGAUACGAUACCAACCAUAAACUGAGCCCAGACAAUCCCAUGACUGUGACUGUCUCAUCUUUGCUCUGUGUGGAGCAGAUUUGGUGUUAACUGCAGAGAUAGAUAGAUGAAAAGUCUUUCAGUGGAGCCGGACAGUGAUAGUAAUCUGCCACAGAAACGGCACUUCUGUCGGGAGAUGAUGCUGUGCACUGGAUGAUGCUGGUUGUCCGUGAUGGAAAGGAGCCUCCUCCUUGAAUAUCACGCUUUCAUUGAGUGGCUCUCAUAUGAACUGUAAUUGCAUCCUGGCAAAUGAUUUGCAGUGGAAGUCAUUCUCCAUUUGCUGUUUGCAAAGUCCGCACGCACUUUCUGCUGCACAGAUAACAUUGACAGAGCACAGAAACUUUGGAAGUCCAAUAACAAUCGUUACCCUUUGUGUCUGUCGCCAUCACGCGUGUUAUUUGCGUGGGAAGCGCCUUGAACGUCUUCUGUUUUGCUUCUAAAACACACCAGCUGCAAAACAAGAAGCUAGUCUGUAGUUACGGGGC